AUGGAAAACGGCAAACCAAAGACAAAGAAAAGGAAAUAUAGCAGAAAUGGGUGUAAGGAAUGUAAGCGACGCAAACAGAAAUGCGAUGAGGGAAAACCAGCAUGCCAUCAAUGCACAAGAUUGCAUAAAGUAUGCAUUUACGAUCUUGAAAGACCAAUUAGGUUUGAAAAUCUGGGGUAUAUUCUUGCAGUGCAAGAGACGGAACACAAUCGAGGAAACAGAAAUGACACGGGUAGCAAGUUAACGGGCCAGACUCCUACAAAAAUGUCCUCGAAACAUGUUUCUUCUGUACCAAUACCCAAUCUGCUCACACCUCUUCUGCUACCGGAGAUGGACUUCAAUGAGUCAAUUGGAAGUCUCGAUCUACAAGUUGCAAAAGAUCUCUUGGACGACGCAAACUCGCUCGUUACUAAUAUCCAUGAUCUCGCUACACAUGAAUUGACAUUAGAUGAUAUAAUAAUCCCAGAGAUAGCAGAUAUGCCGCACUUGUCACCCGAGAGCUUGGCACCAGAAGCCAUUUUGGGAACUGUGAAUAACAGGAAACUCGCAAACGAGGUGAUUGAAAAAUAUGAUUUACAAGACGCAGACAAAGAGCUUUUGACAAGCGUAUGUCUCGGUCCCAAGUCCUAUUUAAUAUUCCCAUUUGCAUCGUCGGUUGAGUCCAACCAGGUAAUGACAGUUCUACUCCAGCACCUGAAGUCUUGCCCAUAUCUUCUAUACUCUCUUCUUGCAAUCUCUGCAACCUUUCAAUUCAAUCUUGGAAAUGAACACUGUGAUGUUAUCUCCAGAACUCAUAUUUCCACCUGUUUGAAGCUACUCAGCGCAGCAUUUUCUCCAGAGCUUAGUGAAAAUGUCAACAAGAGCAUUUGGAAUGACAUUGAAGGUCUUCUUCUUACUGUCUUGGUGCUCACCACCAAUUUUGCAGCAAGUUACAAGGUGAACAAAGUGGGCAUCUUGCACUCAUGGAGAACCCAUCUUCGUGGUGCCAAGGACUUGCUUCUCAAUUACAUCCUCAACUACAAGCGACGAAAUAUUUCACCUGGUCUAGCACUUGCAAAGCUUUGGUACUUUGCUAUCGAGAUGACAGCCGGCUUGAACUCUCCCCUUGGAGGUACCUUGAGCAAGGUCAGAAAACUGGACAAACCACAGAUCAAAUCAGAAAAUAGAGAAACAGUCGAACAAGCCCAAGAAGAUGAACUAUUGUUCUUGGAUACUGGCUUCUUUGAUGAACACAGCAAUCCGGAAUACUAUCGAAUAUUGGUCCAGUCACAACUUGUGACCACUGGUGCUCACCCAUUCAACCUAUUUCUAGGAUACACCAUUGAGUAUGUGAGAGCCGCCGAAGAGCUAGUACGAGGGAUAAUUUUUCUUAGGGAACAUCCCAACAACCGAUUAUCGACAAACCAAAUUGCAAAGAUUACUUCAUUGAUUUACCAAUCUCUUCAGGCUACAGUCAUUCCCGGCGUAAAUCUCAAGACAUUCGAAGUACUGGAUACAGUUCAGGUAGAUAUACCUGCUUCUCUUGCAAUUUCAGAAGGAAAGCGAGUAUCAUGGUUUGAUCUUGCCCAACAAGUGCACACCAAUCAUCUUUAUCUCAAGAUGCUAAUAACCCCUGGCAUGAUGAACCUUCCCAAAACCCACCAUCUAGUCAGAGAGUUGGUAUCAACUCUAAUUGAAAGUCUAGUAAUGGUGAAGAAACGAAGUUCCGAUGGCUCAUUCUAUCUCGAUCGCAACAUAUUUGACAGUAGGGCCAUGAUGAUUCAAUCGCCUAUUGUCCAAUGCAUUGAGUUGAUAGAUAACCUUGACGACCUAGAAAAGGCAAGUUUGUAUUUCCAUGGCCUUGUCGAGCUAGGAACUGGUAGUGCAGCAGCAGCCUGCGAAAGAGUACGAAAGCAUCGCAUUAAUUUGCAGCAAUUAAAAUUUGAAGAUAUUUCCUACCACGAUCCUGAGGUGGAAACACUUCCAUUUUCAUGA
Meyerozyma guilliermondii ATCC 6260 is the source of this 1974-nucleotide messenger RNA. RefSeq names its product Lys144p (gene LYS144). Lineage: Eukaryota; Fungi; Ascomycota; Pichiomycetes; Serinales; Debaryomycetaceae. Gene Ontology annotation, biological process: positive regulation of transcription by RNA polymerase II. Gene Ontology annotation, molecular function: transcription cis-regulatory region binding; zinc ion binding; DNA-binding transcription factor activity, RNA polymerase II-specific. The coding region runs from base 1 to 1974 and encodes 657 amino acids. The record is from RefSeq and is a predicted model, not a curated record. Gene Ontology annotation, cellular component: nucleus. The transcript has a single exon.